Molecule: messenger RNA, 726 nt
Organism: Acanthisitta chloris (rifleman)
Lineage: Eukaryota; Metazoa; Chordata; Aves; Passeriformes; Acanthisittidae
Product: alpha-1,6-mannosylglycoprotein 6-beta-N-acetylglucosaminyltransferase A-like
Exons: 4
Source: RefSeq, a predicted model, not a curated record
AGGAUGGAACUGAAAUACGGAUACACGUUGACAAAGGAGUUGGAAUAAGACUGAGUCCUGCUCUGUGAUAUUUAUGUACCUGGACCAUGAAUUUGCUGUUUGACUUCAUGCUUUAGGAACCUUUGUAGUACCUGUGUGAAGCUGUUGGGAACCAUGGCAUUCUCUCCAUGGAAGCUGUCCUCUCAGAAACUCGGCUUUUUUCUGGUGACUUUUGGUUUUAUUUGGGGAAUGAUGCUUCUGCAUUUUACUAUUCAGCAGCAAACACAACAUGAAAGCAGUUCAGUCCUGCGGGAGCAAAUUUUGGAUCUCAGCAAAAGAUACAUCAAAGCAUUAGCUGAAGAAAAUAAAAAUGUGGUUGAUGGGCCUUACGUCGGGACAGUGACAGCAUACGAUUUGAAGAAGACACUUGCUGUCCUGUUGGAUAAUAUCUUGCAGCGCAUUGGGAAGCUGGAGUCCAAGGUGGAAAAUCUUGUGCUUAAUGGAACAGGAGCAAACUCUACCAACAAUACUACCACUUCUGCUCCCAGCUUAGGAGCAGUUGAAAAGCUUAAUGUAGCAGAUCUCAUAAAUGGAGCCCAAGAACAGUGUGAAUUGCCUCCUAUGGAUGGUUUUCCUCACUGUGAAGGGAAAAUAAAGUGGAUGAAAGAUAUGUGGAGAUCAGAUCCCUGUUAUGCAAGCUAUGGUGUAGAUGGGUCCACAUGCUCCUUUUUUAUUUACCUCAGUGAG